AUGCCAUCAGAGGUCAGGACGAAGUUAUAUCAAUCCAAGAUGUACGCCGAUUCUCAACCUGUGGACUUGGGAAUGAGUCUGGUGCUCCCUGUCAAUCUAGCACGCUUCGGCACAGGUUACCUCGCCGAGAAUCCCGUGGCUGGCGUGCUCCUCUCCCUCCUCGCCUUCUUCGUCCUCAUUGCUGUCCUGGCGGUGCCCAUCUCCUCUCUCUUCGGCAUCGACAUCUUCCCUGGUCUUGUGCCUCACGCGCGGUCCCUGGGAGGCAGUGUGAACUUUUCUGACAUGCUGGAGAGUCUGACUGGAUCCAGGACGGUGCAAGACUUCAUGGACACGCCGCUGGAGGACUUCGUGAGGCGGGUCCUAGGAGGUGACCAGCGGGAGGGACGCGCCAUGCAGACUGUGGGUGACUUGGUGGGGCGCGCUGCCGAGGCUGCCACGCCGGUGCUCUCCGUGCUGGACUACGAGAAUGCCUUUGCCGCGGUGCAGGUGCCAGGGGAGCAGUGCCGUCACCGCCUCAUGUGUCACGUCCAUACCCAGGUCAGCAAGCUGCCGGCACUCCUGCAGAAGGCUUACAGCUUUGUCGGGCCGCUCAUGCACCACCACCAGAACUACUCCCGGGCCAUCCUGACAGGUCUCUCUGGCGGGGACUGCAACGAAACCUUCUCGGCGUGCCCCUACAGUGCCCUUCAAAUGACUGCCUUCGUCCCCUUCCUACGUAAAGGCAGCCACACCAACUCUCUUUAG
Portunus trituberculatus (swimming crab) is the source of this 744-nucleotide messenger RNA. RefSeq lists its product as uncharacterized. Lineage: Eukaryota; Metazoa; Arthropoda; Malacostraca; Decapoda; Portunidae. The transcript is spliced from 5 exons. Bases 1 to 744 code for a protein of 247 amino acids. The record is from RefSeq and is a predicted model, not a curated record.